GUCAGCUGCAGCCACAUCAGCAAAAUGGCUAUCAGCCCCAGCCCCAGAUACCCCAGGGCUACCAGCCCCCCCAAGGCUACCUCCCCCAGCAGCACCCUCACAUGAUGCCAAGGCCCCCUCAAACUGUUCCUCAACACAUACCCCCCACUUCUCAGCCUGCACCCCCUACAUCCCAGCCCUACAUGCCCCACCCCCACCAACACCAACAGAUGCCCCCUGGACUUCCUCACCCACACAUGAUGCCCCAACAGCAGCAGAUCCCUCCCCACCCACAAAUGCACAUACCAGGCGGUCCCAGAGUACAAAUGCCCCCCACAAGUCAGCAAAUGCCCCCGGUCUCCCAGCACUACAUGCCCCCCGGUAACCAGCCCCUUCACCCCAACAUGCGGCCACAGAUGCCUCCAGCCUCACAGCCUCAUAUGGUCCACAUGCCGAGGGGCCCCAUGCCACAGAUGCCCCCUCACCACCACCCCGGACAGCCUCCAAUCACGAACAUGCCCCAGCAGCCCAUGCAGAUGCCCGGUCAGGCUCCGCCCCCUCAUCCUGGGGGGAUGUGCUACCCUGGAGGGUCUCCGAUGAUGCCUCAGCAGCCUCUGGCCCCCCAGCAUGCCGCCCCCCAACAACCUCAGGCUCCCAUGAUUCACCCGCAGCCCUCUCCUAUGUACCCCCCAGCUGCAGGACCUAAUGUACCCCCGAGUGCCCCCCAGCAACCGCCUGCCAUGGGUCCACACAUGCCCCCCGCCCAACACAUGAUGCAGCCCACUCCUGGAGGCCCUUCAGUGCCUCAGCCUCCCAACAAUGUCCCUCCCUCCCCAUCUCCUUCCCCCUCCCCAUCUCCCUCCCCAG
Molecule: messenger RNA, 846 nt
Organism: Notothenia coriiceps (black rockcod)
Lineage: Eukaryota; Metazoa; Chordata; Actinopteri; Perciformes; Nototheniidae
Product: vegetative cell wall protein gp1-like
Exons: 1
Source: RefSeq, a predicted model, not a curated record